Dermacentor andersoni is the source of this 3864-nucleotide messenger RNA. RefSeq lists its product as uncharacterized. Lineage: Eukaryota; Metazoa; Arthropoda; Arachnida; Ixodida; Ixodidae. The record is from RefSeq and is a predicted model, not a curated record. Gene Ontology annotation, biological process: carbohydrate metabolic process. Gene Ontology annotation, molecular function: glucose-6-phosphate 1-epimerase activity; carbohydrate binding. Gene Ontology annotation, cellular component: cytoplasm.
GCUCAGGCGGCAGGCACAGAAAAAAUGAAGGGGGCACUGUCUUGACUAGUUGUUGCUGUUGUUGUUCUUUCGAGGUUGUUUCUCUUGGCAACGUGUCGCUUGCAGGCUGUCGGUGGAAAACGUAAACACGCACCAUAUGUUCUGACUGACGCUCGAAAUCCCUUGCAGCUUGGGCGGUCAAUCGGCUCCUUCGUCGCCACUUAUUUGCAAUGAACAAGGCUGAAGAGAAGGACCUGGUCAGACUGAAAACCGCCGAGGCAACGGCAUGCAUUCACCUCCAUGGUGCUACGCUGAUAUCCUGGGUUUACAAGAAAAAGGAGCUGAUAUUCGUGAGUGAAAAAGCCAUCUUCGACAACAAGAAGGCUAUCAGAGGGGGAAUUCCCUUUGUUUUUCCCAAUUUUGGACCAUGGAGCCUGGGGCCUCAGCAUGGCUUUGCAAGAAUUACCAGAUGGGCUGUACACGAGCAACCACAUGCGGUUGCAGAUGGCGGCUGUGCUGUGACCCUGGUGCUCGAGGACUCUGAGGAGACGAGGAAGAUGUGGAACUUCAGGUUCCAGGUGCUAUACACAGUCAUCCUUAGAAAGAACAAUUUGGUCCUUGACGUCAAGGUGACCAAUACAGGUGAUGCAGAGUUUGCAUUCACGGUCCUGCUCCACACAUACCUGAGGCUGAACGAUGUGAACCAGUUCUCCAUAUCAGGCCUGCGAGGCUGCCCCUGUAUUGACAAGGUGAAGCAGGGAGAGAAGAGCCUGGAAUGCGAGGACCAAGUGCGCAUCAAGGGUGCCACAGACAGAGUCUACUGCAAGACGAGUGACACCCACACAUGCAGCAUGGCAGGCAAGCCUUGGGUCAUCGUCAAGACUGACAACUUUCCGGACACUGUUAUCUGGAACCCAUGGGUCAGUGGGGCAGCUUCCAUGGCCGACUUUGGCGACGACGAGUACGUCAAGAUGGUCUGUGUUGAGCCUGGAUAUGUGUCCGAGCCUAAGAAGCUACCUCCAAAGCAGACCUUUGAGGCUUCAGUCACGAUGGAGGCAGUGGAAUAGCUUCAUCCGCUCGAAGGACCUGCACACAUUCUAGUUCCAUGUUAUCGGAGAUGUGAUAGCUUUUGUUUCUGAUUCCUUUUUUAUUUGUGAAUAUAUAUUUAGCUUUCAGGGCUAGUGGAAACACUUUAGAAUAGCAUCUUUUAUGCUGCUGCUUUAUUGACCGAGGUUGGUUACAGUGAGUUAGCAGUUUGCUGCUAACUCACUUUGCUUUUUAUUGGUCUUAGUUGGAUUUCUCAUCUGUGAUUGGAAAUACUAUUUACAUACCUCGUCUUAGCUUUUUGUCAAAUAGAUCCUGCUGUUACAUGAAAUGUUCUUAUGUGGAUGUAAAUUUAAUAGCCCUUUUCUUAUCGCCACUUGUCACAGUCAUAGGCUUGGUUGCCAGGAUUGCAAUCAACUUUAAAGAACUAUACUAUAUUAUCGGCAAAUGAAAAGUGACAUGAUGAAACACCGUGAAACACAAAGAUGAAGGGAGGCAAAACAAAAGACGAAGUGCCGACUGUUAGUUGAAGUUUAUUGGGAAAACCCAUAGAUGCAUAAGAGCCCUUCAUUCGUGCACCCUGGCACUCAGAAAAGCAAUAAACAAGCCAGAAAAAGCAAAGGCAGAAAUUAGUACGUACUACCUGAGAGGAAAAGCAUGUCUUUGGAUUGUCACGUCAUCAAGAUUGAAUGCUACAGAUACGCAUACUUAUAAAUUUUUCCAGUCAACAUUAGUUGAGUCAGCACAGUGUCUUGUCUGUUGCUUCUGUUCGUCUUUGUCUCACUGUUUCAUCAUGUCACCACAUCAACUCGGCUAACUGUUUUCUGUGAUAUGAAACGGUGCAUCAAAAUUGUUCAUGGGCAGAAGCCGAUGGAGCUGCCCACAAAACAAAGCUUCAGUGUCUUUGGAGGUUUAACAUAAAUCAGAAAGACACGUCUGUUUGCGAGAAAAACAACAGUGUGCACUGAACCUACUGGUUUUCUCUCUUAUCCUGCCAGUUACCUCUUUUGUAACAACUAAUUAUUAGCAUAUUGCAGUGUUCAUUUAUACCUAUGUCCAAUUCCAUUCUUUGGAUUUUAUUCUGCAUUUAUUGCCAUAAACUUUUAAAACACCACCGCAGGAGUAAGUAUGUGCGUAGUAGUUGAGAAACUGCAGCGCACCGCAUUUUAUUUCUGCCGAGUGAGAUAUUGAAAUAUAUAGUAAGUUGCAGAAGUUGCACAAGGGAGAAUACACAAGUAUUUAUUCUUUUGUCUUUGUCCCGGACAUGCCUUGUUUAAGGUUGUGGCCCCCAAGAUUUUCAGAUGUGCCACUCAUUCGACUCUCAAGUUGAAUAGAAUGUACAGCCGCGUCCACGUCUGUGUAGAGCGUGCAAGCAGAUGGCCUUGCUCUGCGCCCCGCAGUGCAGCAGUUGCGAGAUCUGAAGCACUUUGCCCAGGAGCAUGCGCGGCCUAAUAUACAUGCAGACCUGCAUUGCACGAGUGGCAACGUUGAAAUGGGCCGUCGUUUUACCGAAUAUGUACGCUUCCUAAGGGCGCUCUCGGUAUCUCCAUGCCAAAAGAUUACGCGUUUCAGCUGAUAACACGCACCCGACUCUCACAACAAGCUAUGCAUGCUUUCUGGCUGUUCCGAUUACGCGGUGAUACGAAAAAAUGAUAACGCCAACAACAGUCUAAAAAGAAAAUCCAGGCGUUAAUUUUUUGAUGCCGUCUUCUGCCUGCCCUUGGCGCUUAUAGAUGAUGCGUUAUUUUGUAUUUUGGCUCAACAUUAUUUAUUACAGGACAUGGCAUGUUCAACCAUUGCCGAAGAAGAGAAGCUUCAGCCUACAGAUAACGUUUCCAUAAGGGGCCUUGUGUUUGAAACUUUGCCUCCUUCCUGAAGUUCCCCAUGUUAGGCCGCUGCGGACUACUUCGGAUCCCCAUCUUUCUGUGGCUCCCUUGUCGUUCUUUUGAGAAAACUGCAUUAUGCUCAAUACCAUAGCCAUUAGAGCAGCAAUGACCGCUUCAUUAGAUCAGUAAGGUUACACGACGACUUGCACUUUUUAAAAAUAAACGUAAACCCUGUUGGUUCAAUUCCCUUUCGGUAGCCUACAUUUGCUACUUUUGCUGUGAGUGCUUCAUAUCAUGCAGCUUUAUGUUUGUUUGAUUAUCAGCUGCAUUGAUACUCAUGAUGCAACAUUCCUGUGGCACUUAAUAAGAAGGCAAAGUGUAGUAUCAGCUAUUUGUGCCCUAGGGCAAAAGAUACAUGACACUGUGCUAAAAUAUCUCGGCAUCCACUUUGGCCCAGAAUGUAUAUUUUGGGAGACAUUGGCUUGACCUGUUUCAUUUGUAUGUUUUCUACUUAAUCGCUGUAUUUUUUAUACCUUAGUGCAUGCAGAACUCUUAUGCAUAGUGUUCCAUGAACUUCAGCGGCAGAGAUAUGGAAAGUUGGUCUGUUGAUGCACACAGAAGGGAAAAAGAACAGCACAAAAGAUUGGGUGAAGUGUAGGAUGUGUACAUGUGUAGAAUCAAAUAUCUGACUGCCCAAAGAAAGGUACUAGUGACAUUAUAUCCUCUGUGUCAUGCCUUUAUGUUACUGUUGAUAUACAGUAAAAUUGAUUGUUGGUAGUACCGUGUUUUUUGUCCUACAAUUAGUUACGUCUCUUUUUCUUUUUAUUACUUUGAAAAUGGCACUUAACUUGAAACACCUGAUGACAUUGUUCCAAGCAGACACUUGAUCUUUCUUCAGUGCCGUUUGCCCAUCCUCAACAAAUUUGCUACCUAUAAUUAUGAAGCCCCCUCAUGAAACUUCCGUUCACGAAUAUGUUCAAAGUCAUAUUACUACUUGAAUAAAGGUAUAUUUGUA